AUGCCACCAUGUCGUGGUGCAUGCACGCCCACAGCACCCGUGAUGCAGGACACGGACGACGUGCCCGCCACGUCACCGGCACCAGGGGCGCGCGACCACGACAGUGCGGCACCAACGCGAGCGAGCACAGUGCCGCAGUGCAGCUGCACGACCGCGCCUGCAGCGGCCGCAGCGCAGGACGCGAAUGACGCGCACGCCACAUCACCAGCGCGAGGGGUGCAAGCCCGCGACAGCCCGACGCCAACGCGCCUCGCCGUCCGGGCCACCGACCGCCCAACAGCGCAGGUGGUGCCAAGCGCACCGACACACCACGGCUGCACAACAGAGCCCGCAGUGGCCACGGUGCAGGAUGCAGACGUCGCAACCGACACACCGCUGGCACCGAGGAUGCACCACGCAGGUGCUGAUGCACGAGCGCGCCCAGCAUCGCUGACACACCACACCGUGCUGACAGCGUCAGGGGCGCAUACCCAGGACAACGCGCUCACCACGCUGCCAACACCGAGGGCGCGCCAGGCCAGCGCCACGACCCGGGAGCGCACCACAUCGCCGACGCACCCCAUUACCACAUUGCCGAUGCACCACGCCGCAUCACCGGUGCGAGGGGCGCGCGUCCACGACAACACGAUCCCAGUGCGCCCAGAGGCACACCAUGCUGUCCCCGCCGUGAACCACCCAAUGGUGCCCAUGGACCCGAGUGCGCCGCUGGUGCACCCCCCUUCCCCGCCGACCACACACCCUGCAUCCGACGUCCACGACGGACCGCCACCACCCUCAUGCACCAUCAAGCAGCCGACCUCAACGGCGCCAGCGGACCACGAUGCAGCGCCACGGCAUCGCACCCAGGACACCCCCGAGGCAGCAGCACCUGUGUAUGAUGGUGCACAGUUGCUGCCCCACCCACCCUUGUCGACCUUGUCGACUCCCCUACUAUCCGUUCCACCUCUGCAAACUCGAGGGCCCAACCCUCGACUUUGCCACAUCAACUGGCGCUGGCAGUGGGCCCGCCCACAGGACCCAUGCCUCCCAAACCACUGCAUGCGGUCUCCUCAGACACCCCCGGUCAUUGUCUAUGGAACCGUAACCUGA
This is a messenger RNA of Sparassis crispa, 1089 nucleotides long. RefSeq lists its product as hypothetical. Bases 1 to 1089 code for a protein of 362 amino acids. NCBI's taxonomy places the organism in Eukaryota, Fungi, Basidiomycota, Agaricomycetes, Polyporales, Sparassidaceae. The transcript has a single exon. The record is from RefSeq and is a predicted model, not a curated record.